UACAGCGCGAGGAGCUGCUGCGGGACUUCACGCGCUGCGCUGCGGGAUGCGGGGGCUUAGCGCGCGGAGCGGCGCGCGCUGGAAUUAACAGCACGGCACGAUACCGAAGAGAGAAAAUGCUGGCCAGGAUUCUUCUCCUUUGUUCCUUCUUCGCCGGCGCCAAGUUGCAGGAUGUCGAGGGCUUCAAGGCAUCGUACAAGGGAGCUUGUGAAGCGUUGUGCCUUUGCGAAGAAAAGGACGGGGUUUUGUACGUGAACUGCGAGGAACGCGGCAUCACCAGAAUCUCGGAUGUGAAGGUGCCGCCGGACCGACCUUUCCACCUGAAUCUGUACAAAAACAACCUAGUGGAGCUCCUGCCGGAGGACAUGGAACCCUUCAAGAACGCUGUCACUUUGCAUCUCGGCGCCAACAGCAUACAAGAGCUGGAGCCGGGGGUGUUCAGCGCGCUGGGCUCCCUGAAGAAGUUGCACAUCAACAGCAAUUUCCUGGUCAUGUUGAAGGAGGACACUUUUCACGGCUUGGUGAACUUGGAGUACCUCCAGGCCGACACGAACUUCAUCCGGGUCGUGGAGCCUGGGGCCUUCAGCAAACUCGUCCGUCUCAAGGUCCUGAUCCUCAACGACAACUCCAUCGAGUUCCUCCCGAACAACAUCUUCCGCUUUGUGCCUCUGACGCACUUGGACCUGCGAGGGAACAAGCUCCAAACGCUUCCCUACGUGGGCUUCCUUGAGCACAUCGGACGCAUCAUCGAGCUCCUGCUGGAGGACAACGACUGGGUCUGCGACUGCCAGAUCCUGCACUUAAAGAUCUGGAUCGAGAACAUGCGAGCCCAGUCGUCCAUCGGUGAGGUGGUUUGCAGCAGUCCCCAUCACCUCAGGGGGAGUACCCUGGCCAAGGUCAAGAGGGACGUACUUUGUCCCUCGCAUGCAGACAUCAACCUCGAGGAACCGUCCAAGUCCCUGGACAUGGUGGUCACCCCUUCCACAAAGGUCAUGCAGAUUCCAGAUGCCAGAGACGACGCAAAGAUCCCAACACCUGCCCACAUCCCAAAGACAGCCUGUGUUGCACACUGCUCUUGUCACAACCAUCCCAGUGCGGGGUUCCUGAUCCACUGUGAGGACAGAGGCAUUCAGAGGAUAUCGGAUUUAGGAAUACUCCAGCAGAGUCCCAGUAAGCUUGUUUUAACUGGGAACAUGAUCCAGAGACUCCUGAAGUACGAUUUUGUCACCUUCGACAGUUUGGAAUUGCUGAACCUCGCCAACAAUCAAAUCGACUACAUCGACAACGAGACGUUCUUGAGUUUGAGCAACCUUAAAAAGCUUUACCUGAAUGGAAAUAGGAUUGAGAAAAUCACAGCGACCAUGUUUCUGGGUCUCCACAAUCUGGAAUACUUGUACCUGGAAUACAACAUCAUCAAGGAAAUAGAGGCGGGGUCGUUCAACCCCUUGACCAACCUCAAGCUCCUGUUUUUGAACAACAACCAUCUCAACGCUCUUCCGGCGCAAAUAUUCCGAAACGUGCCCUUGACCAAGCUGAACCUGAGAAAGAACCUGUUCAUGCACCUGCCGGUCAGCAAUGUCUUGGACCAGCUGGACUUUCUGGAGCAGAUUUAUCUUGAGGACAACCCUUGGGACUGUACCUGCGACCUGGUGGGUCUUAAGCAAUGGGCGGAAAAGCUGAGGAAGGACACACUGGUGGGUACCAUCUUGUGCCACAGUCCUAGGAAGGUGGCAAAUGCAGAGAUCAGGAGCUUAAGACAUGACCUCCUCUGCCCAGGUCUGGUCACCCAUGACUCUUUGGGGAACUCAGCUGAGUUUGGUGUCGCCACAACUGCAGCCCCUGACGGUGGAACCAGUGGCUUCUUUCGAUCCCUGACGGAGGCCGUCCCUCUCUCUGUCCUCAUUCUUUGCCUCCUAAUCCUGUUGCUAACUGUCAUCUUCUGCUCCGCCGGGAUCGUGGUCUUUGUCCUGCACCGGCGUCGCCGGCAGUCCAAGAAAAAGCAGGUUGAGGAACAGCCACGUGAAAGCAGCCCCAUCCACUUACAUUACAGCAUGUACGGCCAGAAGACGACGCACCACGUCGCCGAGAGGCACGCCACGGCCAUGUACGACGAAGCUUCCAGAAGUCCCAUCGUCCAGGUGUGCCGAAAUCCCAGCUACUGCUCUCAGCACAAAGAGUACGACACUGAGGAUUACGAGACGGAGAAACCCAACCACCUUUGCCACAGCAUCACGGACAAGGAGAACGGUUCUCCUUUAACGGGAUCCACUUUGAAAUACAGGGCCGUGAGCGAGUACCCUGCUGAGUUUGUGGCUCUGGGUGAUGCGAGCUCCUUGUACAAAAACAUCCUGGAGCGAGAGCGUGAGCUCCAGCAGCUCAGCAUCACGGAAUACCUCAGGAAAAACAUCUCGCAGCUACAGCCAGCCGUGGACAUGCAAGUCCCCGGGCACCACAAGGAGCUGAAACUGAUGGAGACGCUCAUGUACACCAGGCCGAGGAAGGUCAUGGUGGAACACCAGACUAAGAACGAGUACUUUGAGCUGAAAGCCAACUUGCACACUGAACCAGACUACCUGGAAGUGCUAGAGCAUCAGACAGCAUUCAAUUAGGACGUUAGGAUGCAUGAACUGCUGUUGUACUUUGGAGUCACGCUCCACAUUAGUGGUGCAUGGUUUGAAAGAUAGCUUAGAUAUAAAAGACGAUAUUCCACAAUAAAAAAGUGCCUUCACUAGUUUUUUUCGAGCUGUCUUUAGAGUUGUUACAAAACGAACUGAAUCAAAAAGCCAGACAGUAAGGUAAGAGGUAAGACACCUGCCUCUUAUCUUCGUUUACCUGGUUUACCAGGGGUCAGACAGGAUGGUUUAACAGGUUCUUGUAAAGAAAGAGGGACGUUUAGCCCUUUUGUAAUUCCACCGAGGGACGGGGGAAGGGAUGUUGUUACAGCAGGUAGACACAUCAGGUCUGGUAGGCGUUCUCCUUUUUCCGUUCUUUCUGCCAAGUCUUGCGACUCUUGAAAAUUUGCCAUAAGCGUCUUUCACGUGCCAUGUAGCGAAAACACAACUACUUUCUACUUACUUCCCACACCUGAAAUGUACGUCUAGCACUUUCUUUUUUUUAAUACGCACCACUUUUGUCCCCAUGCGACAGGUCUGUGAAUUCAUAUUUAUUUUUUUAUCGGUAUACCGGCGACACAAAAGCCACAAAAAUCCCAUAUAUAACAGUGAGCGGCAGCAGCGACAGUUACAACCCUCCCUGUCCGUGCCGUCGUUUCCUCCGUCGUUCAGAUAAGAUAAGCACUCGCAUCUCAUCACAGCCCACAGCUUUGAAGUCCCGUCUGCUGCAGAGUCGUAAUUUAACGAGAAAAAAAAAAUAGAAUUGCACUACUCCAAACGCCAUUUACGAAAAAAUAAAUAAAUAAAUAAAAAAGAUGGCACCCGACAAUCAAAGUACUGUGAGGAAGGCAGGCGGAUCUAUGGGUGGGAAAUUGUCCAUUUGAGAUACCUGGUGAGUGCAGCUACUGGUUGUUUUUUUUUUUUUAUUUCCAAUUUUUUUUUUUUCCAGAACUCUAUAACAGACUCUAUAUUUUCUCUCAGCAUGAUUCUUCUUAUGCAGGGUGUUUUAUCACAUCUUUGUUUGACGAAAAAAAAAAAAGUGAAAAAAGUUACAAAAAAAAACAACGUCAAAGCAAAGCUCAGCCUUGAAAUGUUUCACUGUACGUAAGAGCACCAUAGCUUUAUUUUGUACCGACGUAGAUCAGAUUUAUUUAUUCUGUAUGUAUAUAUAAUUAUAUUUGUACAUAAUUUUACAUUUAUAUAUGUCUGUGUGCCUUUUCAUGUGUUUAUGAUCGAUUGAUUGAUUGAUUGAUGGGCUGACUGUCUGAUUAAUUGAUUGAUCUCUGAGAUGUAAAUAAAGUUUAUAUUGAGUGUGUUACAAUAUACCGGCCACCUAAACUCUAAAUAUACAGUAAAUGUAACAUAAAUUAGCAGCAUUAACAGACGUCCAGCACUGGGUUUGUUUCUUUUAUAUAUCAUUUCAUAUCAUAUCAUAUUCCCUAUGCAGGUGCAAUUCCUUGGGACUGGUCAAUAAAGGAUUACUGUUUGAUCUCUAA
Molecule: messenger RNA, 4108 nt
Organism: Astyanax mexicanus (Mexican tetra)
Lineage: Eukaryota; Metazoa; Chordata; Actinopteri; Characiformes; Acestrorhamphidae
Gene: slitrk6
Product: SLIT and NTRK-like family, member 6
Exons: 2
Coding region: 117-2609 (830 amino acids)
Biological process (GO): regulation of presynapse assembly; positive regulation of synapse assembly; axonogenesis
Cellular component (GO): membrane
Molecular function (GO): protein binding
Source: RefSeq, a predicted model, not a curated record